Messenger RNA from Ahaetulla prasina, 1613 nucleotides. It is a transcript of the gene AQP2, whose product is annotated as aquaporin 2. Bases 412 to 1236 code for a protein of 274 amino acids. Gene Ontology annotation, cellular component: plasma membrane; apical plasma membrane. Gene Ontology annotation, biological process: transmembrane transport. The record is from RefSeq and is a predicted model, not a curated record. NCBI's taxonomy places the organism in Eukaryota, Metazoa, Chordata, Lepidosauria, Squamata, Colubridae. Gene Ontology annotation, molecular function: water channel activity. The transcript is spliced from 4 exons.
UGGCAAAAAAAACCCAACCCAAAACUCUGCCAAAUAUGUUUGAAAGUAUGAAAUAAAAGGUUAAGAUCUAGUGGGAAGGAAAGACUAGCGAAUAUUAAUUUUUCAGUUUAUCAGAGAAGGCAGAAUCUAAACUGGAACAACUCAGCUGGAACAGGAAUGAAAAAGCAUUAGAUUUCCAAACCCCACCUCCAUUUAAAUAACUUUUACCUGCUCUGCAGGUAAAGAUAUACCCACACAUAUAUAUACCCACACAAAUAUAUACCCUCCUCUCUCUUUCUCUACGGCUAUGCCUACAAUCCACACAUGCAUACGGAUUUUAUCCCACCAUCUUUCCAGGAUAUAAUAGCAUCGUUGAAAAGGAAUAGUGUAACUAUAGGUUUCAACCCAGUCUGAUCUGCACAGUUGUCAUCCAUGAUGUGGGAACUCCGCUCUGUGGCCUUCACUCGAGCUAUCCUUGCUGAAUUCUUAGCCACACUCCUCUUUGUCUUCUUUGGCCUGGGCUCAGCUCUGAACUGGCCUGCUUCCCCACCCAAUGUCCUCCAGAUCUCCUUCGCAUUUGGCUUGGCCAUUGGUACCUUGGUUCAAGCGGUGGGUCAUGUCAGCGGAGCCCAUAUCAACCCUGCAGUGACAGUGGCCUGCUUGGUGGGCUCUCAAGUCUCUUUCCUCAGGGCCAUCUUCUACGUGGUGGCACAGAUCCUAGGAGCUGUUACGGGGGCUGCUCUCCUGCAUCAAAUCACUCCGCCUCAUAUUCGGGGCAGCUUGGCCAUCAACAGGGUGCAAAAUAACACAACGUCAGGGCAAGCUGUCGCCAUGGAGAUUUUCCUCACUUUUCAAUUGGUCCUGUGCAUUUUUGCCUCCACUGAUGAUCAUAGGACCGACAAUCUGGGAUCCCCAGCUUUGUCCAUUGGUUUCUCGGUUGUCCUGGGUCACCUCAUUGGGAUCUACUACACUGGCUGUUCCAUGAAUCCUGCUAGAUCUUUUGCCCCUGCUGUGAUUCUUGGUGAAUUUGACAACCAUUGGGUCUUCUGGCUGGGUCCCAUGGUUGGAGCAGUGGUGGCUUCCUUGCUCUACAAUUAUGCUUUCUUCCCUCAUAGAAAGACUCUGUCAGAGAGGCUAGCGAUCUUCAAAGGCUAUGAGCCAGAGGAGGACUGGGAAGAGCGUGAAGUUCGCAGGAGGCAGUCAAUGGAGCUGCACUCUCCCCAGACUUUGCCUCGGGGAGUGAUGGAAAAAGUCUAAAGAUCCUGAGAGCCAGUAAAAGGAGCAGGUCAUAGCUAACCAUCUUCUUCUGAGCCAAAUACACAUCCGUAUAUGCUACAGAUACAGAGUGUGUAUUAAGAUCUUCUUGGAUCCGAGUGGCUCUUCAUCUAUUAUGGACAUCCAAGUGUGUAUCCGUUUUCACCUCAAAUUGUAAAAGAUGUACCUUUUGAUCUCCAGGAUGUUGACCUAGAUCAAAAGGAGCACGUAGCAGCUGUUUGUAUACGCUGAUGAAAGAAUUCACCGAUUGUUUUCUUAUUCUCUGGUUCAAGCUAGCUAAAUUUCACAUCAAGGUUUUCUAGAACCUUGCAUGAAGGAUUCUAGAAAUUCUUUAUCUCCCUCCCUCCCUCCCUCCAUCA